Camellia sinensis is the source of this 5612-nucleotide messenger RNA. Lineage: Eukaryota; Viridiplantae; Streptophyta; Magnoliopsida; Ericales; Theaceae. The record is from RefSeq and is a predicted model, not a curated record.
UUACUCUGCAUCAACAGUUAAGAGUUCAUUGUUUGGCUUUUGAUACUCUCUUUCUAUUUGACUUCGUUGUUGUCUUCCUGAAAAGCUUUACUCUUCACUGCCGGCGAAUGAUUAUGCAAUGCAUUUUUCAUCUCUAAGAGACGUAACAAAAUCUCAAAGGUUUUUCUUUCUUCAUUUCCUCCUUCAAUUAAUCAUAUAUAUUAUUACUCUUAUCUUUUUAUCAUUGCUUCUUAUCAGCCCCCCUCCAAAAAAAAAAAACUCACUAUAAUUUUACUUUCUUCCUUCAAUUUUAUUCUGUGUUCAAGUGUUACUUACCAGAAAAAAAAAAAGAAAAAGUGUAUCCCUUUUUGAUUUUAGAGAGCUUUGUUAUCUCCUCCACUUCAACUCUAUUAGAACUCUUGUUGAACAAUUAUCAGAAUAAUAUUCUGUUGUGUGUUCUGUUUUCAUUUUACAAAGCUCCCUUUCUUGGUUUCUAUUUCUGUCAUAGUACCAAAACUCCCCUUCUAGUCCCAUUAUAUUACAAUAUAAUUCUCUAUAUUCAACCCUGCUUGUCAAAAAAAAAAAAUUUGUAUUCCCUUUCGAUUUUGUCAUCUAAGUGUUUCUUUCCUGUCUUCAUAUCCUCUGCAAAAUAGUAGUACUCUCUUGUUCUAUUUCGAUUUGCAAAGCUCAAAUUCCUCAUUUCCAUUUCGAUUGCUGUAGAAAUUCCUUUUCGUUGUGUUCUAGUCUUUUACAUUUUAAGUUUUCACUAUCCUCAGAAGAAAAACGUGAGAGAAAUGGUCGUGAACUUUGUUCUUCCUGUAGUAAUGAAGAUUGGAGAAUGUCUGGUUGCCCCAGUUGGCCGCCAGUUUGGUUAUUUGAUUUUCUAUGACAGAAACAUUGAAAAUCUCAGAAAGCAAAUCCAAAAGCUUCAAGAUAAAAGAUCCGAUAUACAAGGAGAAGUUGAUGCAGCAAAAAGUAGAAGCGAUAGUAUUAAAACUACCGUUUCACGGUGGUUGACACAGGUGGAUGAACUCAGCAAUGAUGCCAACAAAUUCUUUGAGGAUGAAGUCAUACCGAACAAAGGGUGUCUGAAUGGGUGGUGUCCAAAUCUGAAGUCACGCUACUCAUUGAGCAGGAAAGCUACAAAGAAAACUCAAGGCUUGGAAGAGCUAUUUGGGGAUGGAAAUUUCUCUGGGGUUUCCAUCCCUGCAGUUACAUCUCAUGUGGGGACAACAUUCAUAUCCAUGGGAGGAUUUAACGGGUUUGAAUCUAGAAGGUCGAUUAUGAAUGAAGUUAUGGAGGCACUGACAGAUGAUAGUAUCAAUGUGAUUGGGAUAUGUGGAAUGGGAGGGGUUGGUAAGACAACUAUGGUGAAAGAAGUUGCCAAGAAAGCGGAAGAAAAGAAAAUGUUUGAUAUUAUUGUGAUGGUAGUAGUGUCCCAAAACCCAAACUUGAUUAAUAUUCAAAGUGAGAUUGCCAAAAUAUUGGAUUUAAAAAAUUUUGAGGGAAACAAUUUACCUACAGGAGCGGGGGAGAUACGAUCAAAAAUAUUGAAAAGUGGGAGAGUCCUUGUAAUAUUGGAUGAUGUUUGGGACAUACUAGAGCUGAAUGAGAUUGGAAUUCCAUUUGGAGAUGAUUGCAAAAGUUGCAAAAUUGUGUUGACUUCGAGAAGUGAAGAUGUAUGCAACAGCAUGAACACACAAAAGAAUUUUAUGGUUCCUGUCUUACCUGAAGAAGAAGCGUGGAAUCUGUUCAAGGAGAAGGCUGCAAUUCCGUACAACGAUAUGGGUCAUACAAUUGAUUUCCAGUCGACACAGAUGGCAGUUGCAAAGGAAUGUGGAGGUCUGCCCAUUUCAAUCGUUACAGUUGGGAGGGCACUCAAAGGUAAAGGCAAGCCUUCAUGGGAUUCUGCUCUUGAACAAUUACGGAAGUCUAUAGUUAAUAACAUCAAGGGAGUGUAUGACAAGGUGAUUAAAUCUUUGGAGUUGAGUUACAAUUUCUUAGAAAGUAAGGAAGCCAAGAAAUGCUUUUUGCUAUGUUCUUUAUAUCCAGAAGAUUUUGCUAUUCCAAUUGAAGAUCUCGUUAGAUAUGCAAUUGGGAUAGAGUUGUUUGAGCGCAUUGAUAGUGUGAAUCAAGCAAGAAAUAGAGUAUAUUCCGUAGUUGAUGACUUAAAAAAAUGCUAUCUAUUGAUGGAAAGUGAAAAAGUAGAGUGUAUCAAAAUGCAUGAUGUCAUACGUGAUGUGGCUAUAUCAAUCGCAUCUAGGGAGGAGCAUUCGAUUGUCGUGAGAUGUGAUGAAGUAUUGAUAGAAUGGCCCAAGAAAGACCGACUCGAAAAAAAUGCUAUAAUUUCAUUAAAAGUUGAUGGUAUGCAUGGGCUUCCUGGUAAUUUAGAAUUUCCAAAUCUCCAUCUUCUAAAGCUAGAUUGCAAUGCUGGAUUACCACCAAUCUCGUUCGAUGAUCUCAACAAAGGAAUGGAGGAAGUCAAAGUACAAGAGACCCAAGAUAGUUUUUACCAAGGAAUGAAAGAACUUAAAGUGCUAGCUUUAUCCGAUAUGUACGGCUCAUUGCCGACAUCACUUCGAUGCUUGACCAACCUCCGAACCUUGUCACUUUUUCAUUGCCGACUUAUUGAUGAUGGUAUCUCUGUUAUCGGAGCAUUAGAGAACCUGGAAAUUUUGAGGUUUGGCGACUCUUAUAUCAAGGAAUUGCCAAAAGAAAUAAUAGGUCACCGUGCUCACUUGAAGGUACUUGAUUUGUUGGGAUGUGUAGUGGAAAGGAUUUACCCAGGGGUUUUGUCUAGCUUAUCAAAGCUAGAAGAGUUGUAUGUUGGGUCUAUAUUUCGAAGUUGGUGUGAAGUUGAAGAAAGCAAAGAAGGUGCUAAAGCAAUUAUCGAUGAGCUGGCGUCCUUGUCCAAUUUGGUGGCACUGGAUAUUGCUCUAAUAAACAUUUCCUUCUGGCCGAGAGGUUUGGUCAUUGAGAAGUUAAAAAAGUUCAAUAUACGUGUUGGCAUUUCCUAUAGCUAUAUCCCUGUCCGUUUUUCGUUAUCAAAUCGGUUGGUGCUCGAAGUUGAAAACAUGAGUGACAUUAUUGAAACAAGGCUUAAUUUUCUGUGGAAGAGCACUGAAAUUCUGAUUUUAAACUCAAGUGUAAAAGGUUUGAAAAUUCUCUGUGAUUUGGUCGGCGAAGGUGGUUUUGAAUGCUUAACUUAUUUGUCACUAUCUAAGUUGUAUGAUUUGGAAUACCUCAUCAAUACAGCAGAUGGGGUUCCGCAGAGUGCUUUCCCUGUGUUAGAUUAUAUAUGGCUUUAUGGUUUGGAUAAUUUCAAAGGGAUUACUAGUCAUGAAAGCCGACUAUCGAACAAGGCUUUGUGGAAGGGUCCCACCCAACUUGUAUGGUUCGGCAACCUGACGUCUGUAGAAGUGGUGGGUUGUGAUAUACUAGAAAGUAUGUUCUCACUUUCCAUAGCUAGAGAUCUAGUGCAACUGCAGGACCUUGAGAUAAUUCAGUGUCCUAUGAUGAAAGAAAUUGUUUCGAGUGAAGCAGUAGAGCAUGAAAUAGCAGCAAUAGCAACAGAUAAAAUCGAGUUUCCUAAACUAAAGAUAUUGGAUCUUGAAUUGCUGCCAAGUUUGACUGCUAUCUGCAAAGCUAUGAAUGCAAUUGAGCUGCCACAACUGAGUUCCUUGUCACUAUCGAAUAUGCCAAAGCUGAAGCGUCUCUGUCCUGCUUCAGAUUCAGAGAGUAAUUGUGAUCCCAUCAUUCAACCCCUCUUCAACGACAAGGAUAAAUUGGCUACCAUUGAAGAAUUGACCAUCCGUGGCAUGGAGAAUCUGAUGGAAAUUUGGCCUGGGGAACUUGAAGCUAAACUAAGAAAGAUGACAUUAGCUUGGUGUCAUAAGCUCUCAAGUAUUCUUUUCCCAUCCAAUUCAAUUAAGGGCAUGCAAAAUCUUGAAGUACUGGAAGUGAAGGACUGUCGAUCAAUUGGAGUAGCCUUUGACCUUGAAGGACUUGUUUGGGAAGGCAUGUUAGACAUGGCACUCCCUUCAUUAAAAAAGGUGGAACUACGCCAUCUACAAAAGUUGACACAUGUUUGGAAGGACAAUUCACCAGGAAUUCAAGGCUUUCAGAAUCUAAGAUCCUUAGUAGUAAAUGAGUGCGAUAGUUUGAGAAAUCUAUUCUCAUACUCUCUAGCCAAACUUCUUGUAAAACUACAAGAAAUAGAGGUAACUGAAUGUGGUAUGAUGGAGUCAAUCAUUGGAAAUGAAACAAAUGCAGGUGAUGUAGUGAUAACAAAUAUGAUCAUGUUCCCUCAACUGAGUAGUCUCAAACUCAAUAAUUUGCCAAACCUUACUAGUUUCUGCUUUGAGCCUUGUACGUUUGAGGGAUCGUUGUUGAAAACAAUAGAAGUAAUCAACUGUCCCAAAAUGAAGAUACUCCCAUCAGCAUUUCAGCGUAAACUAGACCAACAAAAGGCAGACUUUUCAACCUCAUCUCCACACCAUCUCUUGGAUGGAAAGUUUAUUUUCAGUGACUGGUUUCCGUACGACUUUGGAAAACUUGCUAUCACAGACAUAAAUGGAUCAAUAGAGAUGUGGCACAACCAACAUGACCAAGUGAAAUUCAUGUUGGUCCAAUUUUGCGGGAAAUUAUCAUAUGUGAUCUCGUGGAAUUUAAUACAAAGACUACAAUAUCUACAACGGCUGAAGGUAUGGUAUUGUGAUUCACUGGAAACAAUAUUUGACCUCCAAGGGUCGGUACGCGUUGGUACUACUGGUGUGGAAUCAAUCGUUUGCCUAGGAGAUUUGAAAUUGAUGUAUUUGCCCAAGUUGAUGCAUAUAUGGAAGAAUGUUUCCCAACAAACUCAUUGUUUCAAAUGUCUAAAAUCCCUAGAAGUGGAGAGGUGUGACAACUUGAGAUAUCUAUUCACAAUUUCCAUGGUCAAGGUCCUUGAGUGUCUAAAUUAUCUAAGAAUUGGAAAUUGCGAGAAAGUAGAAAAGAUUGUCACCAGGGAAGCAGAAAAAGAAGAAUUAUGGAGCAAAAUCAAUAUUUUGAAUGUGGAACUUGAAAAUCUUCCAAGUCUCGUGUGUAUUGGAAUUCCAUAAUCCCAAAUUCAUAUCUCCGAAUUGCGUGUAGAUUUCUGCCCCAAGUAUCGAGGUUUUGAUGUGGAAGGGGAGUAAUAUUUACCAUUUGCUGCGGUGCAUCGCCAAUCUCUUUACAGAAAAGGUGAUUUAUUGGGUAUGCUUUUCUUAAUAAAGAAGUUGGAGAAAUAGAUAUUGGCCCUAUUUAUGAAGAAACCAAGGCUACAAGGUGUUCUUAUAUAUGAAGAAUUGUUUAGUUGUUGGGAUUACAUUUUAUCUAUUGUUGGGUUUGUAUAAAUUACGUUUCAUCUCAUUGGUCGGGUUGAUUGUGCUGGCAUAGCUUUCUCUGUUGUGGUAUAAUUGGAUUGACUUUAUCAUAAACCAUGUAAUAAUUUGUGUGUGAAUUUGAUAAGUGUGCUUUGUGUCACAGUUUUUAACUCUGACCUUAAGUUCUUAGUCUCAGUUUUUAUAAUAAAAAAAGCGUGAUGUGAGUGUGACUAUUUGUCUGUAAAAGAUCUUGCUUUUUAUGAGAAAGCGUGAUUGUUUAUUGGGUGCAAA